Messenger RNA from Leptomonas pyrrhocoris, 1649 nucleotides. Its product is annotated as putative kynureninase. Bases 243 to 1649 code for a protein of 468 amino acids. Gene Ontology annotation, molecular function: kynureninase activity; pyridoxal phosphate binding. Gene Ontology annotation, cellular component: cytoplasm. The transcript has a single exon. Gene Ontology annotation, biological process: NAD+ biosynthetic process. NCBI's taxonomy places the organism in Eukaryota, Euglenozoa, Kinetoplastea, Trypanosomatida, Trypanosomatidae. The record is from RefSeq and is a predicted model, not a curated record.
GGAGUGAGCCCUUUCAUUUCUUCCCCCCCCCCUCCUCCUUUUUCCGACCUCUAUCCCCGACAUUGAUCUUCUCAACUGUCCUUUUCCUUCAUCGAAGCAAAAAGCAUCACCGCACGUCUUUCAAAACCUAAACGACGCUGUAAAGGGAAAAAGGAUUCCCCAACCACUUUCAAUUCUAACGUUUCCCAAGAACAAUAUCAAAGUAUCUCUCUCUCUCUCUCUCACACACACACACACAAAACAUGCGUAACGCAGCGACCGAAACGCUCCUCAGCACCGCCACCACAACCGGCAUGGCGCUGACGGAGGACGCCUUCGCAGAGUACAUGGACAACGUCGACCCCCUGCGAGAACACCGCAGUGCCUUUCACAUCCCCCCGAUGCGCGAUGGCACACCCUUCUCCUACCUGGUGGGCAAUUCGAUGGGCCCGCAGCACGUGGGCGUGGAGGCGGCUGUCGCCGGGUUCCUGAAGAAGUGGCGUGAUCAGGGCUGCGAGGGCAACACCAUGCAACCGAACCCGUGGUAUGAGGCAGACCAGGCGAACUUGAAGGACAUGGCUUCACUCGUCGGCGCCAAGGACGCGGAGGUGGCCAUCAUGAACUCCCUGACGGUAAACCUACACCUGCUCCUCACCGCGUUUUAUCGUCCACAGGGCACCAAGAAGAAGAUCAUGCUCGAGCACAAGAGCUUUUCCGGCGGCAAGUACGUCAUGAACUCGCAACUCGAGAUACGCGGGAUGAACCCGGCGGAGGACAUCAUCACUGUCACGGCCCCCGGCACGAAGAGCCACGAUGACCCGGCCACGUUGAUCCCGACGGAGGCCUUCCUGACGGCGAUUGACAAGUACGGCGACGAGACGGCGGUGCUUGUCUUUUCUGCGGUGCACCACGUCACGGGACAGUGGUUCGACAUCCCCGCCAUCGUCAAGGCGGCGCACGCGAAGAACAUCCUCGUCGGGGUGGACUGCGCCCACGCCGUCGGCAACGUGCCGCUGCAGCUGCACGACUGGGAGGUCGACUUUGCCUGCUGGUGCACCUUCAAGUUCCUCAACAGCGGCCCGGGCAACAUUGGUGGCAUCUUCGUACACAACAAGCACACCUCCAACACCACCACCCCGCUCAAGUACCUGAAAGGCUGGUGGGGCAACGACAGCAAGACUCGCUUUACGCCGCACCGCGAUUUCGAGCCGGCUCCGGGCGCGUCAGCCUUCCAGCUCAGCAUGGCCCCGGCUGUCAACUGCCAGAUCUUGGGCCCCUCGCUGAAACUGAUGGCCUCGGUAGGCCUGCCCGCCAUCCGUCAGAAGUCGCUGCUGCUGACGGCGUAUUUGGAGCUGCUUUUCACGGAGCUGGUGCCGCCAGGCUGUGUGGAGAUCAUCACCCCGGCGGAUCCAAAUCAGCGUGGCGCCCAGCUGUCCAUUCGCCUCCUGCUCAACAAACUCAAGGCGUCCGCGUUGGACUCCGCAGCCUAUGAGGUGGGCACCGGGGCGGAAGGCACUGAUGAUGCCUCUGUCCUGCAGCGCCAGCUUCUGGAUGAGGGGGUCAUGGUGGAGAAGCGCCCACCGGACAUGAUUCAUAUGGCGCCUGCACCAAUGUACAACAGCUUCGCUGACGUUUUGCGUGCGGUGCGCACCAUCGCCGAGCUCUUUUGA